UGAAACUCUCACAUUCCUGGCAUAGCACAGCGAUAGAGAGACACAGAGCAGCCCGGCCGCUGCCAGCACCAGUACACACUCCGAUCACAGCUCUCCGGGAGAACACAGCCUGAUCCCCGCACCGAGGACUGACUACACCGGGACUUGUCACAUGCUGGAGCCCCGAUCUCUACCAUACACAUCGGAUAUGAGCUGGUUCCUCACAGCAGAGCCAUAGAUCAGAAGAUUUGGAAAAAGGAUUAUUGUUCAGUAUUGAUUGCUCGUCAUCCUUUGGUGGGAUUAUUUCUUUUUUGAGAAAGGAUGAGAACCGCAGAGGAUUCAUCCGGAACAGUUCUUCACCGUCUUAUCCAGGAGCAGCUGAGAUAUGGAAAUCUGAGUGAAAAUCGUACCUUAUUAGCUAUUCAGCAACAGGCCUUACGGGCUGGAGGGGGCAGUGGUAGCCCCAGAUCAUCCCUGGAAAGCCUUGAACAGGAGGAGAUGCAGGGUAGCCCUUCUACAAGGCAGGAGCCUCAAGGGCAGGAGCACCAUUGUGACCAUUUCUACCUGGAGAAUCCUAUGUAUAAAGCUCAUGAGUACCACCAUAAGGGUGAGGAACUUCCAACCUACGAAGAAGCCAAAGCUGCCUUGUCUCAAUACUAUGUAGCUCAAAAUAUCCAGAAGGUAGAACAUGCUCCUCCACGCCAAGACCAGUCACUCAUGGAGCUGAAGCAUGGCCACGUUAGGUCUUUGAGUGAAAGAUUGCUGCAGAUGUCUCUAGAGCGCAAUGGCGCUAAACCGCAAAACCUUAUGACCUCCUCUCAUAGCUUUCCCCAGCUCCCAAGGCAGUACCAGCUUUCAGUAGCUCGUGGACAACAGGAAGAAGGAAUGCAAUAUAGGAAUGCUCCUCCUGAAUACCCAAGUUACAACCAUCCUGACCCUAAUCUCAGUGGUUAUACAUCAGAGCAGAGGCGCUAUUCUGGAGACCUCCCUCUGUACCAUCAGCCUGAAAUCAGGCCGAUGCCAGAUCCAAACCUACACUAUGGGCAGAUGGCACAUUUUAAUGUAGCAGGUACUCACAUGGCACGAAUGGAUGCUCUACUACGAGAGAAUGAAAAAUUACGCCGGGAACUUGAGAAUUACAGUGAAAAAGCAGUGAGGAUCCAGAAGCUGGAAACUGAAAUUCAGCGAAUUUCUGAAGCUUAUGAAAGUCUCAUGAAAGCAUCCUCUAAGAGAGAGUCCCUUGAAAAUGCCAUGAGGACCAAGAUGGAAGGAGAGAUGAGGCGCAUGCAGGACUUCAACCGUGACCUAAGAGAACGGCUGGAAACUGCAAACAAACAGCUAGCUGCCCGGAAUGUGGAGCAGAGGGAAGACAGUCAAGGAACAGUGUCCAAACUGCUUGCUCAAUGCCACGAACAGCAGUUUGAGAAAGAGAAGUUAGAGCGAGAGAUUUGCCUCUUGCGAAGUUCCAAUGAGGACCAACGCCGAAGGGCAGAGCUGCUGGAAAAGGCUCUGAGUAAUGCCCAGUCCACAGCCGCUCGCACUGAGGAUGAGCUGCGCAAGAAGAGGGCGUAUGUGGAAAAAGUGGAAAGACUACAGCAGGCAUUAAGCCAGCUCCAAGCUGCCUGUGAAAAGAGGGAACAGCUAGAAUUGCGCCUGCGGACAAGAUUGGAGCAGGAGUUGAAAAACCUAAGGGCUCAACAGAGACAACCAAUGACACAAAAUGGAAACUAUUCUCCAGAAGUCUCUGCUCAGAUCCUUUCUGAGCAGCUGAGGGAGAAGGAGGAACGGAUCCUGGCUCUGGAGGCUGACAUGACCAAGUGGGAACAAAAGUAUUUGGAAGAACGCACAAUGCGCCAGUUUGCCAUGGAUGCUGCAGCCACUGCAGCUGCUCAGCGAGACACUACUAUUAUCAACCACUCACCUCGCCAUUCGCCAAACAAUAGCUUCAAUGAGGACCUGCUAUUAGUGAGCCACAGGCAUCAAGAAAUGGAGAACAGAAUCAAAGCUCUUCAUGCACAGAUACUGGAGAAGGAUGCAGUCAUUAAAGUCUUUCAGCAACGUAAACCUUACCAAGGCCCCCUGCGACCUGCUAAGUCAGUGCCUUCUAUAUUCACCCCAUCUAUGCCAAGCCAAAACUCGGCAGCUGUUGAAAGACAAGUGAACAAUACAUCACAGGGAGCACCAGUAAGUAAAUCACCAUCUGCCAACAUGAGCCCCUUACCUGUUCACGCCAAACAUGGCAGUAAAGAAGGUAGCACCCAGACGGAGUAUUCAACAGACUCGACAAGUGCGACAGUCUCUAUUCUGGACAGGAAUACCUCAUCUUCACUAGAAACAGUGUCCUCAACUAAAAGCUCAAAUGUUUCUGAAAUGGUGGAGAUCCUUAUCUGAGCUGUCCAUGCCUGGGGCUAUACCCUCAAACUUGAGAAAGUCUUACAUGGUCAAGAUUUGUUGAUUUUCAGACAACUGAAAUCUACAGGCAAAGGAUGCCGUGUUCAGUUUGUAAUGAUGAAGGUGCUCCUGGAGUCGAACCAAGGUCAUUGUAAAGCCGGAGAUGUAUCAUUUAGGAUUCAGAUGAACUUUAUACAUUGUCCAGCACACCAGUCUGAGCUGUUGAUAAAAAUGGAGGAGACUGGAAGACUUGAGAUGACCUUCUUAGAUUUCUCCACCAAACAGUUGCCAUCAACACUUGCCAACAUCAAUUAAUGUGAUUAAAGUGGUUUUGGAAUGUGAAAUAUGGCUUAGACUUAAGACUUGGAUUCACAUGGACAUGUUCUGGGGGAAGAAGAAUCGUGUCUAAUUUUUGGCUUUGGAGAGCCAAGUCCAACCCUUUUUGCUGCUAGAAAUACCUACAGAAAACUGUAGGGGUUUGAAGUGGUUUAAAGUUACCGGACUCUUGUCCCAAACAUUUUUCAUGUAAAUACUUAUGUGUUUAUUUUUAUAACACCUUGCAUUGUUACUAUUUAUGGACAACACAACUGUAUUGUUGUCUCAACCCCACAUCUUUUGUGUUUUGACGUUUUAACAAAACACAAGCUUAUAAAAUUGAAAUUGGACUCUUAAGGACAACCAUAUGGCCUCAUCUACGUGGUGUGGAAGGGUUGCCCAUAGCAAAAAAUGAGACCGCGCUUUCAAAUAUUUUGAGUCCUUCUGACUGCUAUGGGAUGAUUUUUGUAAUUUACCACCUUUUUUAUGGUAGCUUUUGUGAUGUUUUUACUUCACAGAGGCUCGCGAGUAGUAGGCAAAGCAAUAUAUUUAUCCCUCUCCACAAAACCCUAUAUUGUAUUUAUUUUUUACUUUAAUAUUCUACCCCCUCCGUCCUUGUCCCCUCUUUUAAACUGCAGUUGCUGGCCAACAGCAGUUAUUGUUCAGUUUGGUUCCUGCGUGUUUACAAAAUUAGAUCAACAUGAAAUUGCUUUGAGCAAUUUACUAAAGAUUUUUUUCUUUAGAAGUGGUCGCCCCUCUCUAUGCCCUGUGUUUGCCAGACGAGGAAAGAUAAUACUUCCUUUGUUUGACAAAAGUGAUGGGUUACAAAUGUAAUAUAUUAUUUUUUUGUAUGUGUUAUUUCUGCCUAUCUGCGCUGUGAAAGUCUGUGUUCUAUUCCAAAGAUGUAUGAAUCCGAUAUAUAUUUUCUGUGAGUUUACUUAAGUUAUCGAAAGUAUUUAAAGAUGUAAGCGUGGCUGUUGUGUCUUAAUAUUAUUCUGCUUUAUUAUAUGCUGCCCGGAUGCAAUCUGGCACUGCUGUUGCAGACCAGAAUUUUGUAAUUUUAAAUAUAAAAUUAAUAAAUAAGAUUUAAAA
Molecule: messenger RNA, 3777 nt
Organism: Rana temporaria (common frog)
Lineage: Eukaryota; Metazoa; Chordata; Amphibia; Anura; Ranidae
Gene: AMOTL2
Product: angiomotin like 2
Exons: 10
Coding region: 301-2370 (689 amino acids)
Biological process (GO): actin cytoskeleton organization; angiogenesis; establishment of cell polarity involved in ameboidal cell migration
Cellular component (GO): plasma membrane; cytoplasmic vesicle; bicellular tight junction
Source: RefSeq, a predicted model, not a curated record